Labeo rohita (rohu) is the source of this 1326-nucleotide messenger RNA. RefSeq names its product tumor necrosis factor b (TNF superfamily, member 2) (gene tnfb). Bases 135 to 872 code for a protein of 245 amino acids. The transcript has 4 exons. Lineage: Eukaryota; Metazoa; Chordata; Actinopteri; Cypriniformes; Cyprinidae. Gene Ontology annotation, molecular function: tumor necrosis factor receptor binding. Gene Ontology annotation, biological process: immune response. Gene Ontology annotation, cellular component: membrane. The record is from RefSeq and is a predicted model, not a curated record.
GCUGGUUGCACACUGACAUCACUGGAUUUUCCCCUAUCUUUAGUGUAUAUAUACUCACACUAGCUGUAUGGCGAGUAGACAACUUCAGUUCCAAAGCUCACUUACAAAGGAACACAUCUCAGAGAACUAACAGCAUGGUGAAAUACGAAACGACCAUAGUGGAUCUGGAAGCCAGCGCAGGGGGAGUUUAUCAGACAACCGUGGCACCUGUACCAGUCAAGUCCUCCAGAAGCUGGAUAUGGAAGACACUCGCAGCAAUCGCUUUUAUCGCCCUUUGCGCCGUGGCAGCUGUUUUCUUCGCCUGGCAUGUGACGAAACAGAACCAAACAGAGCUUCCCAGCUAUUCUGAGAAACAAAUCAGCACAACAACAGCUCUUCCCACACAGCAAGGCAAAAUGCUAAAGCAGAUCGCUGAGAGAACAAAAGCAGCCAUUCAUUUACAUGGUGAGCAUAGCAGCAGCCUGCCAAACGACUCCCUGAAGUGGGUCAGCGGCGUGGAUCAGUCCUUCGAACAGGGCGGCCUCAAGCUGGACGAUAACAAGAUUCUCAUUCCCGCCGACGGCCUGUACUUCGUGUACAGCCAAGUGUCCUAUUCCAUACAGUGCAAUCCGGAUGAAGAUGAACUAACUCAGAAGUUCCUGAGCCACAGCAUCUGGCGCUACACUGAUGCGGUGACAGAUUGGAAGCCUCUGCAGAAUUCAGCCCACUCCGUAUGCCAGUCCCAAGAGGAUGGGAAGACCACCUACAGCACCAUCUACCUGGGCGCUGUCUUCAAGCUAAUGCAGGGCGAUAAGCUGUCGACCAAAACCAGCCACGCGGCCGAGGUUGAGGAAAACUACGCCAAAACGUUCUUUGGAGUGUUCGCCUUGUAAAUUAUUCGCCACAUGAGUUGUGUGGCACAGUAUGAAGACAAGUGUUUUACGUUAAAACUCCCAAAGUAUGUUCUCAGGGCAUUUGCUUUUAAGUAGUUUAACUAAUGCUGAGUCCUUAUUGCAUCGUGACAUAAUGUUUUUAUUUGCUAAAACACAUCUGAUGCAGCGAGAGCCGUGUGCUGAAUACUGUGUACUCAGUCAUGAGCACUAUACCAAGGGCACUACAACUCGUAUUGUUAUUUUAAGCUAGUAUGAUGUUUAUUGCCUUACAUAUUUCGUUGUAGAAAUAGUAAGUUGUAGUAAUGGUUUAUUUAUAACUUUUGAGCGUAUUUAAUGUAUUUUUAUUUAAUAAUGUCCUAUUUAUCUAUUUAUUAAUGAUUGCAUAUGCUAUUUAAAAAAAUGAAUGUAUUGAAAAAAUUGACUGUUUUUGACACUGACAUUUUAAUGGUGAAUA